CUGUAGGUCCCCUGCCUUUGCUCACACCCUCACCCCUCAUCCCACCACUCUCUUCUUUCCCCAUUUACAAGCUUUAUGCAGCCUCUGCUUUCACCUCCUGUUGAGUGAUGUCAUGGUGAAACUGAGUCUCUUGUGUGAAGAGGCAUUGUUCCCUGUAGGAAUGUGAGGGAGGGAUGGAUCCAGGUUUGCACUCUUGAGCUUCCUCCCUGGAGGGGCCAAGUUCAAGUCUCUUUAGUUAUUACAUGAGAAUAUGGAAAAGCAUUUUUGAAGUGAUUUCACGUUCCCCAGGGAGGGAUUCUCCAGGGCAUAGAUUCAAUGUCAUAUAAUGUUCUAGAAUCAGUGCACUAAAUCACUGAGCUGUAUGUACAACAAGGUGGCUUUGGCUACAGGAAGGACUUCUGAUACAGUAGUGGGAAACUUAAAGAGACGAAGUCAGUAGACAAGAUUUCUGAGCCAGAAUUCUUUACUUCAUCCUUUCUAUUUGAAAGAUUGAUUAAUCUGAGUAACUGGCCAUUCUCCAUAAUUGUCACACUGAGUUCCUGUGUGGGCAAUUUCUUUUUUAUAUCAUCUGCCAAGUAUACCUGGGGUAAGUGUGGACACUGACUCAGCUAUUGGACGGUGACUUCAUAACUCAUAUUUUAUGUCCGUAGAAACAAACAUGCUCUCCUACUGAAAUGAAAAGGCAAAAUCAAAGCUCUGUGGUUGAGUUCACCCUCUUGGGCUUUUCAAACUUUCCUGAACUCCAAAAGCAGCUCUUUGGCAUUUUCUUGGUUGUUUACCUGGUGACCCUGAUAGGAAAUGCCAUGAUCAUAGUCAUCAUCUCCCUGGAACAGAGCCUCCAUGUUCCCCUGUAUUUAUUCCUCCUGAACUUGUCUGUGGUGGAUGUGAGUUUCAGUGCAGUCAUUAUGCCUGAAAUGCUGGUGGUUCUCUCCACUGAGAUAUGUAUAAUUACUUUUUCAGGCUGUUUUGCACAAAUGUAUUUCCUUCUUUUUUUUGGUGUGACUGAAUGCGUUCUUCUGGGGACAAUGGCUUAUGACAGAUUUGCUGCAAUCUGUCAUCCUCUGAGCUACCCAAUGAUUAUGAACAAAAGUGUUUUCACGAAAUUAGUAAUGUUCUCGUGGGCCUCAGGAAUCAUGGUGGCUACUGUGCAGACAUCAUGGGUGUUUAGUUUUCCUUUCUGUGGCCCCCGUGAAAUCAACCAUCUCUUCUGUGACACUCCCCCCGUGUUAGAGCUUGCUUGUGCUGACACGUUUUUGUUUGAAAUCUAUGCAUUCACUGGCACCGUUUUGGUUGUCAUGGUGCCUUUCUUGUUGAUACUCUUGUCUUACAUUCGAAUUCUCUUUGCCAUCCUGAAGAUGCCAUCAACCACUGGCAGGCAGAAGGCUUUUUCCACCUGUGCCACCCAUCUCACGUCUGUUACCCUCUUCUAUGGCACAGCCAGUAUGACCUAUUUACAACCCAAAUCUGGCUACUCCCCAGAAACCAAGAAACUGAUGUCACUGGCUUACACACUGCUUACACCUCUGCUGAAUCCACUGAUCUACAGCUUGCGAAACAGUGAGAUGAAAAGAGCUUUGCUGAAGUUAUGGCAAAGAAAAGUAGACAUACAACACACUCUCUGACUGUGCUGGGAAGGCAUGAAAUAUUUAUUUGGUCACUGUCUGACUGAACUCUUUUAAAUUUAAUAAGUGGUGGAAAAGUUUGCAGUUCUUAGCAUGAGUAUGUUCAAUUGGUUGGGUUUUUGAAGUCCAAUGAUAUGUCAGGGCUCCUUUUGAUCGUGUACUGAUGUCAUUCACUUCCCGGGGGCAUAUAAGCUUUCAUAACAUAAAACAAUUACUUAUUAGUUCCUCUAUUAUGAUCAUCCAGGUCAUUUCUGAAUUAUUGUCACUAAGACAAAGCUCCAAUGAGCACCUAGUUUCAGACGUCCUUAUGUAGUGAUGUUUUAUUUCUGUAUGAUAGGUUCCUCAAAGUUGGCCUGAUGGGAUGGAGUGUAUAUACUUAUACAUUUUAAUAGCUACCACAUGAAGCUUUAAUAGCUUCAAAACGAUUGCAACUCCAGGUGGACCCAAAGGCCCUCCAAUAGGGUAGAGUUUUGAGAGAUGAACACAUUGAGGAGAUUUUCAUUUCUGGAGUGAAAACCUGUUCCAUGAAUGACGAAAAUAAGUGCAGUCAUUUUGGGGAGACCACACUCAUUCUAUGUCCGGGACUCACACAGGUUAUUAUUCAAAGCAGGACUUCUUUGGUAUUUUUCCAGAUACUCAUCAGAAUGUUGGUGAGCAAAGACCUACAUGAAACUUCCCUGAAGUCUCGCUUGAUGGUGUCAGUAUAUUUUUCAGCCAUAGACCACUCUUUUUUGAGACUUUCAUUAAAUUUCCCUUUGUAGGCCCCAAAAUGCUAUGAUACUUUGUUUAUAAACAUAGGAUGAUUCAUUUUUUUUAUUAUGGAAAACUAAGUGAUUAAGUACUUGUGCAUAUUUUCUAUGUCUUCCAGUCAUGUCAUUAAGUAUCACAUGGAGAGAAAGAAAGAAUAAUUUCUCACCUAGCAACAUUUGAAACAUUUAAUGCUGCAAGCAAUUUUACAUUGCUAUUUAUAAACAGGGAGGGGCCCCUGUAUUGAAUCUGUAACACAUGAGCUUCUACUGCUCUUAGUUUGUGCCCCAGGGACAAUAACAAAGGGGUAAAACAUUAAUCCCACUGUCACUCAGUUGUGGGAAAAACAAUCUUUUAAUUACCACUGCCUUUGCCACAAAAGAGAAGUAAAGAUGCAAAGCUGAUUGGAUUUCCACAAAUGGAGAUUUCAUCAUCAAAUGGUCAAAACCAGUUUGGGUAAUAUUUGAAUGUCAUAUACUCUUUUCAGUAGGGCAUUGAACAGGCAUUUGGAAGUCCUUU
This is a messenger RNA of Phyllostomus discolor (pale spear-nosed bat), 2888 nucleotides long. Its product is annotated as olfactory receptor 10A3-like. Gene Ontology annotation, cellular component: membrane. Lineage: Eukaryota; Metazoa; Chordata; Mammalia; Chiroptera; Phyllostomidae. Gene Ontology annotation, biological process: G protein-coupled receptor signaling pathway. Gene Ontology annotation, molecular function: G protein-coupled receptor activity; olfactory receptor activity. Bases 675 to 1622 code for a protein of 315 amino acids. The transcript is spliced from 2 exons. The record is from RefSeq and is a predicted model, not a curated record.